AUGUCCUCUCUGCAGGAGCUCAGGCUGCAGCAGAACGCCAUCACAGAUGCGGGUGCUCAGGCCUUGGCCAGAAACCUGCAGCACACCGCCCUGCGGGAGCUUUGGCUCUCCGAGAACGAGAUCGGCGACCUCGGCUGCCAGGCCUUGGCUGCGGCCAUCGAGCAGCUGCCGUUACACACAUUGCACUUGGAGAAGAACUCCAUUGGCAAGUCUGGCGCGCACGCACUGGUGAAAGGACUGCAGCACAAGUCCCUGGAAUCUGUGCACGUCCAAGAGAAUUGCAUCGAUGGCCCAGGCUGUGAGGCUUUGCAGCAGCUGCGGAUCAAAGAUUUGCGAUGUGAAGAUCAGCAAGACAGGUCAUUGACUAGAUGA
This is a messenger RNA of Effrenium voratum, 372 nucleotides long. NCBI's taxonomy places the organism in Eukaryota, Dinophyceae, Suessiales, Symbiodiniaceae. The record is from the annotation of a GenBank genome assembly.